AUGUCGUCAAUUCCUGAUACUACGACUGGCCACGGUGUUGGUGGCGUGACUGGAGGAUCAAGAUCCACUUCUGCGGCCACUUCGGGCGUUAAAGAAGAUGCUCUUGCUAAUAUUCUUCCCGAUCCUACUAAUAUCCUUCUCAAGAGAUUAGAGAAUUGGAACCAUACGGUUAGUCUACUGACCGAUUUUGUGGAAGCUCACUUGUCGACUCAAAAGUCGAUCAGUUCUGGUUUGGAGAAAACCAAAAAGGCUAUUUCCGAGGCUCCCAGAUUCGAUUUUGUAUCAGGUCCGGGAUCUCCUACAGGAUCUGGCCAGACUGCCUCAAGUGCAACGGCUGGAAUCGACUCGACACUUCCUUCUGCUGCUUCUGGAGCUUUGGCCGCUGGUGCCGGUUCGGGUACUUCCGGAUCUGCUGGAGUUGGCAGUAGUACUGGUGGUUCUGCUGCCGGUGCAGGAUCUACUCCUAGUCAACCCACAGGUAUUGCUGAAGCAUUCCAGGAAUUGCGCAGCCAGACUGAACUGCUCAUCAACAAGUCUUAUGAAGCCGAACAACAACUGCGAUCGGCUGUUCUGCCUCAAUUGGAGACUCUAAAGGGCGAUAUUGAGAAGCACUAUAAGGGAUUCAAGGGUCCUGGUUUGAAGGGCCAGAAAGAAGUACAGAUUGCCAAGCAGACGACUCAAAAGUAUGUUGAGAGUCUUGGCCAGCAUGUAGCGUCUUUCGGUGCCCCUGCUAGUAUUUCUGCUAGUUCAAAGUCUGAUGCUUUACACGAUCCAUUUGUCGAGCACAGACUAGCGCUCAAUUCUCUUCAAGACCAAGUCUCUAAAGAAAAUAGCCAAGUAGAUGCUAUUGUCAGCGUUCAAAACAAUUUCCAGUCUUUGGAGCGUCAUAUUAUCCAGGUUCUGCAACAGGCAGCCUCGGUUAUUGAGCAGAUCUUGAAGUCGUACUCUACCACUAAUAUUGAAGGAUAUCAAUUAAUUGCUGAGAAGUUCAAUAAUAUCCCAGCCGACCAUGAAUGGAACCAGUUUGUGUCUCGUAAUAGCGAGAGUCUGAUUCCUGCUAAUGCCCCUAAGCGUAGUGUCGAAGGACUCACAUUUACUAAUAUCGACCACAAGGCUACUGUGCCAGUAAUUGAAGGUAUCUUACAAAUUAAGACAGGAAAGCUUCUCAAAUCGUACUCGUCAGCUUACUUUGUGGUGACCCAGUCGAGAUAUUUGCACCAAUUCAAGUCCCAGGAUUAUACCCAAGACCCCACCCCUGAAUUGAGUUUAUAUCUUCCUGGAACUGUUGUUGGACACCCCACUUCCAGAGACUCUGGUAAAUUCAAGUUUGAGAUCGAGGGCAAGGCAGCAUCCAAGGGUAUUUCAACCAAGCACACUUUCACUUUGAAGACUACUACCUACGAUGAGCUGAUUGCCUGGCACACUGCCAUUGCCAAAGCCGCUGGAACCUUCGGUGGCAUUGACGGUGGAGACGUUAGUUCACCCACCUCUCCAGUUGCAGCAUCUGUUGGUUCACCAGCCUCUAGUACUGCACCUCUGGCAGCUACUGGUGGUGCCGGAGUAGGUGCUGGACUUGGCGAGUCGGCUGCUCAAGGAGGUCAAGCUGCUGGUAUUGGAGCUCAAGGAGCUCAAGGAGCCCAUGCCGGUGGUUUACAAGCUGAUAAUGGUGGAGUUAGUGGCACUCACGGGGGAGCCCAACCUGCUAGCGCUGGCUAUGACGUGACGUCAAACCAGGCCCAUGUUACCACAGCGCCAGCUACUGCUGACCCAGCACUUGCUGCUGCCAAUGCUGCGACUGCUGCCCAAGAUCCUGCUCCUGCCUACUCGGCUGAACACGGUCUUGCCUCUGAUGUCGAGCGUGUGCACAUUGGUUAG
Messenger RNA from Sugiyamaella lignohabitans, 1875 nucleotides. It is a transcript of the gene SLM2, whose product is annotated as Slm2p. The record is from RefSeq and is a predicted model, not a curated record. NCBI's taxonomy places the organism in Eukaryota, Fungi, Ascomycota, Dipodascomycetes, Dipodascales, Trichomonascaceae. The transcript has a single exon. The coding region runs from base 1 to 1875 and encodes 624 amino acids.